Messenger RNA from Mandrillus leucophaeus (drill), 1712 nucleotides. It is a transcript of the gene PARVG, whose product is annotated as parvin, gamma. Bases 488 to 1483 code for a protein of 331 amino acids. Gene Ontology annotation, biological process: establishment or maintenance of cell polarity; substrate adhesion-dependent cell spreading; actin cytoskeleton organization. Gene Ontology annotation, molecular function: actin binding. NCBI's taxonomy places the organism in Eukaryota, Metazoa, Chordata, Mammalia, Primates, Cercopithecidae. The record is from RefSeq and is a predicted model, not a curated record. Gene Ontology annotation, cellular component: actin cytoskeleton; focal adhesion; cytoplasm. The transcript has 14 exons.
GAAACACCAUUUCAGCCCGGAUGGUGAAGAUUCCAGCUUGAGAGACCAGCUCGGGUCUGAAGUGUUUCUCUGACUAUCUGCUGUGCUAAGACCUCUCCUUCUCGAACCCUUCUACGCCUUUGCAUACGCUGUUUUCUCCAUCUGCCACGUUCUCACCCCUUCUUUUGCUGCAAACUCCUAUGCAACCGUCAAGGCCCCAUUCUCCUCUGGAAAGCCUUCCGGAUCCCCUUGGCAACAACAACCAUCAAUAUUUAUUCGCUGAGCCCGCUUCGUGCCAAGCAUUGUUCUAGACACGGAGAGGAGGAAGCUCCUGCCGGCUGAGCGGGCCCUGGAGGAAGUGAACAGCGGGGCUCCUGCCUCCUGGCCUGGUCCCCAAAGCCCCCAGAAGAACCCGGAACCUGCUUUCAUUCGGAACCCAGGGACCACACUUUGCACCCAGUAGGCCUUCGUUCUCCUGCGUGGAGAAAGUGGUUGGGAUUGGGAGGUGAUGGAGCUGGAGUCCUUGUAUGACCUGCUGCAGCUCCCCAAGGGGGUGGAGCCCCCAGCGGAGGAGAUGCUCUCACAAGGAGGAAAGAAGAGAUACCUGCCACCGACUUCCCGGAAGGACCCCAAAUUUGAAGAACUGCAGAAGGUGCUGAUGGAGUGGAUCAACACCACUCUCCUCCCCGAGCACAUUGUGGUCCGCAGCCUGGAGGAGGACAUGUUCGACGGGCUCAUCCUGCACCACCUAUUCCAGAGGCUGGCGGCACUCAAGCUGGAAGCAGAGGACAUCGCCCUGACAGCCGCAAGCCAGAAGCACAAGCUCACAGUGGUGCUGGAGGCCGUGAACCGGAGUCUGCAGCUGGAGGAGCGGCAAGCCAAGUGGAGCGUGGAGACCAUCUUCAACAAGGACCUGCUGUCCACCCUGCACCUCCUUGUGGCCCUGGCCAAGCGCUUCCAGCCCAGCCUGUCCCUCCCAACCAACGUCCAGGUGGAGGUCAUCACCAUUGAGAGCACCAAGAGUGGUCUGAAGUCAGAGAAGUCGGUGGAACAGCUCACUGAAUACAGCACAGACAAGGACCAGCCUCCGAAGGACGUCUUUGAUGAAUUAUUUAAGCUGGCUCCGGAGAAAGUGAAUGCAGUGAAAGAGGCCAUCGUGAACUUUGUCAACCAGAAGCUGGACCGCCUGGGCCUGUCUGUGCAGAAUCUGGACACCCAGUUUGCAGACGGGGUCAUCUUACUCCUGCUGAUUGGACAACUUGAAGGCUUCUUCCUGCACUUAAAGGAAUUCUACCUCACUCCCAACUCUCCUGCGGAAAUGCUUCACAACGUCACCCUGGCGCUGGAGCUGCUGAAGGAUGAGGGCCUGCUCAGCUGUCCCGUCAGCCCUGAAGACAUCGUGAACAAGGAUGCCAAGAGCACACUGCGGGUGCUCUAUGGCCUGUUCUGCAAGCACACACAGAAAGCACACAGGGACAGUACGCCCCGUGGAGCCCCGAAUUGACCCUCACUACCCCCAAAGCCCAGAGCCUGCCUAUCAGCUCAGCUGGAGGGCCCGAGGCCGCAGGGGUUCCUCCCACAGUCCCGCUGUUUCCUGUGCAUUCGUGACCCGCUUCCCUCCCACCCUGUCUCCUGUCUCCAUCAUCAGAUGAUCUCUGAACCCCCUUGUGUGGAUCAUUUUGAGCUGCCUGGCCUUGCUCAGUUUAUUUUAAUAAAAGUAUUUCUGGGAGGGA